AUGUAUCAAAAUAUGAUAACACUUCAUCAAAUGGAUAAAAUUUUAUACGAUUCACAACGUCAAGGACGCAUUUCAUUUUAUUUGACAAAUACCGGUGAAGAGGCUGCACAAAUUGGUUCAACAGCAGCUUUAGAAGAUACAGAUCUAAUCUAUGGCCAAUAUCGUGAAACUGGCUCAUUACUAUAUCGAGGCUUUCCUUUGGAAAAUUUUAUGCAUCAAUGUUAUGGAAAUGCUAAAGAUAUUGGUGGUGGAAAGCAAAUGCCAAUACAUUAUGGUUCAUCAGAACAUCAUUUUGUGACAAUUUCAUCAACAUUAGCUACACAAUUACCACAAGCUGUUGGUUCUGCUUAUGCAUUUAAAAGAGAGAAAAAUGGACGAAUAGUGUUAGCAUAUUUUGGUGAAGGUGCAGCAUCAGAAGGUGAUGCACAUGGUGCAAUGAAUAUGGCUUCGACGCUUAAAUGUCCAGUAAUAUUUUUUUGCCGUAAUAAUGGUUAUGCAAUUAGUACACCAACAACGGAACAAUACGGCGGUGACGGUAUUGCUGGUAAAGCUAUUGGAUACGGUAUUCAUGUGAUACGGGUUGACGGUAAUGAUUUGAUUGCUGUAUAUAAUGCAACAAAAGCAGCCAGACAAAUGGCAAUGGAAAAUGAGCCAAUUCUUAUUGAAGCUAUGACAUAUCGUUUAGGACAUCAUUCAACGUCUGAUGAUUCAGCUGCUUAUCGUUCAAAUGAAGAAGUUAACAUCUGGCAACAGAAUGAUAAUCCAAUCGUUCGAUUUCGUACAGUUCUUCAAAAUAUGGAAUGGUGGAAUGAUGAAGAAGAAAUGGCAUAUCGACAAAAAGCACAGAAAGAAAUUAUGAAGGCAUUUUUGUAUGCCGAAAAAAUACCAAAACCAAAUAUUUUAAGUAUGUUUGAUGAUGUUUACAAGGAAAUGCCGAAAAAUUUGCAAGAGCAACGUGACGAACUUGCAGAGCAUUUGAACAAUUAUGGAAGAUACUAUCCAAUGAAAGAUUUCGAAGGCACUUAA
This is a messenger RNA of Brugia malayi, 1026 nucleotides long. RefSeq names its product 2-oxoisovalerate dehydrogenase alpha subunit, mitochondrial precursor, putative. Lineage: Eukaryota; Metazoa; Nematoda; Chromadorea; Rhabditida; Onchocercidae. The transcript is spliced from 9 exons. Gene Ontology annotation, biological process: branched-chain amino acid catabolic process. Bases 1 to 1026 code for a protein of 341 amino acids. Gene Ontology annotation, molecular function: oxidoreductase activity, acting on the aldehyde or oxo group of donors, disulfide as acceptor. The record is from RefSeq and is a predicted model, not a curated record.